UUGUUUUGUUUCUAUAUAAGUUGAUAUUUUCAGUAUUUGUUAUGUGAAAUCUCUAAGCUUUAUGGUGUACUCAUGUUCAUCUCUUUAAGAUAAGCUCAUAGAAAGUCACAAAAAAGUUCAUGUUUUUUUUUUUUUUUUUUUUUUUGCAUUCACUUAUAGGUGUGGUUGAGCUUAAGUUGUUUGAAUUAGCUUGAAUAAGAUGAGACAAUACUCAAUUUGAUUAUAGAUGUGCCCUUUUUUAUCAAGUUGUCAAGAGCCUGGGCUCUAUGAUAGGCUUUAUUUAAAUGAGCUUAUGUAGCGGAGUAGGAGUAGCAACUGGGUGGGUCGGAUCGGAUAUGGGUGAGUCGGGAACGGGUUAAACAAAAACGGAUAGAUUAUCCGACCCCCCAUAUUUAACACGGAUAUGAAAUGGGUUAACGGAUAGAUAAUAUGGAUAUCAAUAUUGUCGGUGAUUUCAGGAAUAGUCAGGUGAGAACACAAGCCAAAAGCCAAAAUAAGCUUAGAUUCCCAGAAAGCAAGAACUCAUGAAAAAUAACAAGCAGAUAAAUGAGUAUUGCUAAUAUGGAUAUCCAUAUUAUCCAUCUGGAUACCCAUUUUUUAGUGGAUAAUACCCAUAUUUGAUUCAUCUUUAAACGAUCAGUUAUCCAACUCGUAUUUAAUGAGUCGGAUUGGAUGGUUACUUUUAAAAAAAAAUAAAAAAUCAUUUUGCUGGUCCCAUAGAAAAGGGAGGUGGGUUGUUAUAAUCACUCUCAUUUGAGUUUUGACUACCAAAUCUUCUGUCUUGAGUAAUUGGAGAAGAGGAUUUAAGUGGUACAGAUUGAGUUAGGCACACGGGAGGUGCAGAAAGUAAGCCGGUUCAAAAGAGAGAGUUGGAUAUGCUUUUCAGUUUUGCUUCCAAUGCUGUAAUCUGAUAACUCUUCAGGCAUUCUUUUGUCCGUCUCUUUUAUGAGGAUCCAAACCAAGCCACGAGGAGCUUUUUUUUUUAAUGUUUGUGCUUUAGUUUACUUAGCAUCAUCUUGUACCAUAGGCUGCACUUAAGUUUCUAGCUCCAUAUUGUGACAAGAUAGUGAAAAUCAAAAGAAAACAUGAUGACCCCAAUCAGAAAAAGCAAAAACAAAUUAACUGGCUCAAAAAAAGACGUGCACCAUCUUUUUGCAAAUUUCACCUUAUAUGAAGUUUUUUUUUUCCUUACCAACAAAGAUAAUUUUGUGACCAGAUCACGAUAUAACCUAUGAAAAACUUGUACUUCCAGGUAGUUUUUCUAGGGAGAGAACCAUCAGUAAGCCUACAAUUUUGUAACACAAGUAUUGGAUGUGGCAUAUUCUAAGGGUUAUCUUUUAUGCAGAAGAUGAAAAUUUUGCAUUCACAAGCUAAUUUUAUUUUGAUCAAUAAAAACAAGAACUAAUUUUGUUUUGUGAAAAGGGAGAAAAAGAGGAGAGGAAAGAGUUCUUAUUGAAUUGGUUCGAGGUGAACAACAUAUAUGACUCCUUAUGUCGGCGUUUAAACUAACAUCAAAUGAGGAAUUUUUAGAAUACAGAUGAUGAGAGACAGUUUUGGCUAUCCGAAGGGGAUAGUUAAGUUGUUGAGGCAUAAAAGUUGGUAACACACAGUGAAGCUACGUGACCUAUGUCACAUCAUGUUGAAUAGUUAGUGCGGUAUAACUUUGUAUAUAUGAUAAUGGAGAUCCUUUAUGCAAUUGAGCGAAGUUCUCUAGUUGAGAAAUAAGUCCAGUUUUGCAUUACUUCAGUGUUCUUAUUUUUUAUUCUCCUAGAAUUUACUGGCUUCUCCUACUAAUUGUUAUCUUUUGUGUCAAAUGACCUAAGCAAUUUAGUUGAUCCUUUCUUUAACCCGUUUUUAUUUGCUUUGGUGAUGGAUGAACUGACGGGGAAAAUCCAAGGUGAAGUGCCAUGGUGUAUGCUAUUUGUGGACGAUAUAGUUUUGAUUGAAGAGACCCACAGCGGAAUUAAUGCUAAGCCGGAGGUUUGAAGACAGAUCCUGGAAUCAAAAGGGUUCAGGUUGAGCACAACCAAAACGGAAUACUUGGAGUGCCAGCUCAGUGACGUAGCGCUUGAGGAGGGCGUGGAAGUGAGGCUUGAGACACAGGCCAUACAAAAGCGGGGAAGUUUUAAAUAACUUGGGUCUAUUAUCCAAGAAAAUGAGGAGAUUGACGAUGAUGUCACACAUCGUAUUGGGGCAGGGUGGAUGAAAUGGAGACUCGCUUCCGUAGUCUUGUGUGAUAAGAAGGUGCCACCAAAACUUAACGACAAGUUUUACAGAGUGGUACUAUGUUGUAUGGCGCAGAGUGUUGGCCGUUCAAGAAAUCUCAAGUCCAGAAGAUGAAGGUUGUGGAAAUGAGGAUGUUGCGAUGGAUGUGUGGGCAUACUAGGAAAUAUAGGAUUAAAAAUGAGGUUAUCCGGGACAAGGUGGGAGUGACAUCGGUGGAGGAAAAGAUGCGGAAGCGAGGUUGAGAUGGUUCGGGCAUGUACAAAGGAGAUGCAUGGAGGCCCCAGUGCGGAGGUGUGAGAGGUUGGCUAUGAAUGGUUUCGGGAGAGGUAGAGGUAGGCUGAAGAAGUAUUGGGGAGAAGUGAUUAGACAGGACAUGACGCAGUUGCAGCUUACCGGACAUGACCUUAGAGAGGAGGUUGUGGAGGACGCGGAUUAGGGUAGAAGACUAGUAGACUAGAGAAGAUGGGUGCUUUAGACGUGAAUAAGGUGGUCCACGAACAUCAAGGGUGGCGCCUUUUUACUUGCAUGUGGUUGCAUGGUGGAGUUUUUCAUUUACUGGCCAACAUGCUGAGUCUUUUAGUGAUUGGCAUUCGGCUGGAGCGAGAGUUUGGAUUUGUACGCAUUGGCCUUCUCUAUAUCAUUGCUGGACUUGGUGGUAGCUUGUUCUCAGCUCUAUUUAUUAAGUCAAAUAUAUCUGUUGGUGCUUCUGGUGCACUUUUUGGAUUGCUGGGAAGUAUGCUUUCGGAGCUCAUAAUCAAUUGGACUAUAUAUGCCCAUAAGCUUGCGGUUUUGCUGACCCUUAUGAUCAUCAUUGUUAUAAAUCUUGCGGUUGGAAUUCUCCCGCAUGUUGACAACUUCGCUCAUAUUGGAGGAUUUAUGUCUGGUUUUCUUCUUGGUUUCGUAUUUCUGAUCCGGCCCCAGUUUGGCUGGGUGAGCCAGAGAUAUGCAUCCAGCGCAUAUUCUUCAACAUCAGCUAAACCUAAAUUCAAGGUGUAUCAGAUGGUCCUAUGGGUUAUUUCUCUCAUUCUUCUGAUAAUUGGGUUUACUGCUGGCUUGGUCAUGCUUUUCCGUGGAAUAGAUUUAAACGAUCAUUGUCCUUGGUGCCAUUAUAUGAGCUGUGUACCCACUUCAAGGUGGAGUUGCAACACAGAACCUGUUUCCUGUAUGUCCGAGCAAACAAGUAACCAGCUUACCUUGACGUGCUCCAACAGUAACAAGACGAGAUCAUAUUCUUUAUCAAAUCCAAAUACGUCUCAGAUCCAGGGGCUGUGUAGUCAGCUAUGCCGUUGAUUAGCCAUCACUUACAAUUUGUUUGUAAAUUGAUGUCUGCUAUACGUUAACAUUUCAUUAACUGUUUUUUCUUGUAUUGGAAAACAUUCUUAUAUAGUAAAAAUUUCACACAGUUCA
Messenger RNA from Lycium barbarum (goji berry), 3633 nucleotides. Its product is annotated as RHOMBOID-like protein 1. NCBI's taxonomy places the organism in Eukaryota, Viridiplantae, Streptophyta, Magnoliopsida, Solanales, Solanaceae. The transcript has 6 exons. Gene Ontology annotation, cellular component: membrane. The record is from RefSeq and is a predicted model, not a curated record. The coding region runs from base 2689 to 3516 and encodes 275 amino acids. Gene Ontology annotation, molecular function: serine-type endopeptidase activity. Gene Ontology annotation, biological process: proteolysis.